This is a messenger RNA of Musca vetustissima, 2204 nucleotides long. RefSeq names its product glycerol-3-phosphate dehydrogenase, mitochondrial (gene Gpo1). The record is from RefSeq and is a predicted model, not a curated record. Bases 19 to 2199 code for a protein of 726 amino acids. Lineage: Eukaryota; Metazoa; Arthropoda; Insecta; Diptera; Muscidae. The transcript is spliced from 9 exons. Gene Ontology annotation, biological process: glycerol-3-phosphate metabolic process. Gene Ontology annotation, cellular component: glycerol-3-phosphate dehydrogenase (FAD) complex; mitochondrion. Gene Ontology annotation, molecular function: calcium ion binding; glycerol-3-phosphate dehydrogenase (quinone) activity.
UUUAUUGCAGAAUAAAUUAUGGCAUCGAGACUAUAUCAAAUAGGUGUGACAACCUUAAGUGCCACUAUUGGUACAGUUUUGGCAACAUGGACGAUCGACCGUUGGAAUUCACCACAUACGGCCAUUGCCGAAAUGAAGAGACCACCCAAACGUAAGCGUACCUUGGUCUCGCGUGCCGAACAAAUGAAAUCUCUGAUGGCUGGUGAAGAAUUUGAUGUACUUAUUAUUGGUGGUGGUGCCACUGGUGCCGGUUGCGCUUUGGAUGCUGUUACUCGCGGCCUGAAAACAGCUUUAGUCGAAGCUGAUGAUUUUGCCAGUGGUACCUCAUCGCGUUCGACUAAAUUGAUUCAUGGUGGUGUGCGUUAUUUGCAAAAGGCUAUUUUAGGCUUAGAUUUUGAACAAUAUCGUAUGGUUAAGGAAGCCCUACAAGAGAGAGCAACCAUGCUUGAAUCGGCUCCCCAUUUAGCUCAUCCAUUGCCUAUUAUGCUGCCAGUUUAUCAAUGGUGGCAGGUACCAUACUAUUGGGUUGGUAUUAAAUGUUACGAUUUGGUUGCUGGCGAUCGUAAUGUCAAGAGUUCGUAUUAUCUAUCGAAACAAGAUGCUUUGGAACUGUUCCCCAUGUUGAAAAGGGAUAAGCUAUGCGGUGCUAUUGUCUAUUAUGAUGGUCAACAGGAUGACGCCCGCAUGUGUUUGGCAGUUGCCCUAACAGCUGCCCGUCACGGUGCCACCGUAUGCAAUCACGUCGAAGUCCUUGAGCUGCACAAGAAAAAUGAUGCCUCCGGCAAAAAGGUGCUGUGCGGUGCCAAAGUUAAAGAUCACAUGUCCGGCAAGGUGUUCGACGUCAAGGCAAAGUGUAUUAUUAAUGCCACCGGCCCGUUCACCGACACCAUUCGCAAAAUGGACGAUCCAACUGUCAAGACAAUUUGCUGCCCCAGUUCCGGUGUCCAUAUUGUAUUACCUGGCUAUUAUAGUCCCGAUCAAAUGGGUCUAUUGGAUCCAUCGACGUCAGAUGGUCGUGUAAUUUUCUUCUUACCCUGGCAGAGGCAGACAAUUGCCGGCACCACAGAUCUGCCAUGUGACAUUACGCACAAUCCCAAGCCCACGGAAGAUGAAAUUCAAUUCAUUUUGAAUGAAAUCAAGAAUUAUCUCAAUGCCGAUGUUGAGGUGAGACGUGGUGAUGUGCUGUCCGCCUGGAGUGGUAUUCGUCCAUUGGUGUCAGAUCCCAAUAAGGAUGAUACCCAGUCGUUGGCUCGUAAUCACAUUGUCCAUGUCAGUCCAUCGAAUUUGAUUACCAUUGCUGGUGGCAAAUGGACAACAUACAGGGCUAUGGCGGAACAUACUGUGGAUGCGGCCAUUAAAGCUUGUAAUCUGAAACCAGAACGUCCUGAAGCUGUUACCUCCUACUUGAAGAUUGAGGGCGGCCAGGGUUGGACCCCAACCAUGUACAUCCGUUUGGUACAAGAUUUUGGAUUGGAAUGCGAAGUUGCCCAACACUUGGCCAAGUCAUAUGGUGAUCGUGCCUUUGCUGUGGCCAAAAUGGCCUCCCUAACUGGCAAACGCUGGCCCAUCAUCGGUAAUCGCAUCCAUCCCGAUUUUCCCUAUAUUGAUGCUGAAAUCCGUUAUGGUGUCAGGGAGUAUGCCUGUAAUGCUGUGGACAUGAUUGCACGCCGAUUGCGUUUGUCAUUCCUUAACGUGCAAGCUGCCCAGGAAGCCCUGCCGGUUAUUGUCGAUAUUAUGGGUGAGGAGUUGAAAUGGUCGAAGGAUGAAAAAGAGAAACAAAUUAAAGCCGCCUCGGAAUUCUUGGCCGGCGAAAUGGGUCUGAUGGUUAAUCGUGCCACUAAGGAGAGAAUACAAAUUAAAUUGUCCAAGGAAGAAAUUCAGACAUACAUUAAACGCUUCCAACUUAUUGAUAAAGAAAACAAGGGUUAUGUUUCGAUCAAUGAUAUUCGUCGCGCCCUUAAGAACUUUGGUGAUGGUGAUAUUUCCGGUGAACAAUUGCAUGAAAUCCUUAGAGAAAUCGAUACCAACAUGAACGGUCAGGUUGAACUGGAUGAAUAUCUUCAGAUGAUGUCGGCCAUUAAAACUGGUGCUGUGGCAUAUUCACGCUUUGCCCGUUUGGCUGAAAUGGAAGAUCAAAAACAAGAAGCCCAGGCCCUUAAGCAAAAGAUCAGUGUUGAUCGUUCGGGUGGUGGCUUGUAAACGAC